Messenger RNA from Theobroma cacao (cacao), 1780 nucleotides. RefSeq names its product FAD-dependent oxidoreductase family protein. The record is from RefSeq and is a predicted model, not a curated record. NCBI's taxonomy places the organism in Eukaryota, Viridiplantae, Streptophyta, Magnoliopsida, Malvales, Malvaceae. Gene Ontology annotation, cellular component: cytoplasm.
UAAUAACAAGUGAAAAAGAAUAAAGAGAGAAAAAGAGAUUGAAAGCAGAAACAGCAAGAACCAUGGCUUCAAUGGCACUAAACUCCCCAAGCUCGAACCAUUUUGUUAACGAUGGCUACACUUCUUUCAGUAGAGUUAGGCUGUGUUCCUUCUCGUUCGAAUCGAGCUUGUACGGCUUCAAAAUCCCUAGGAGACAGCUUUCACUCUCGGUCAACGAGACCAUAACAACCCGACCCAAACCCGCUUGUUAUUCGGGUUCUGAACCGUUGAAGGCAUCUUCCCAGUCUUUCGACGUCGUGAUCGUCGGAGCGGGAAUUAUCGGGUUGACAAUCGCUCGACAGUUUCUAAUCGGGUCGGAUCUAUCCGUUGCAGUCGUUGAUAAGGCCGUACCCUGCUCCGGCGCCACUGGUGCAGGACAGGGGUACAUAUGGAUGGUACACAAAAAUCCUGGAAGCCAGACAUGGGAACUUACCAAAAGAAGUCACCAACUGUGGAAAAGGUUGGCUGAGACAAUACGUGAUCAAGGCAUGGAUCCUCUUCAAGUAUUGGGUUGGAAAAAGACAGGAAGCUUGUUAGUUGGUAGAACUCCUGGGGAUUCAAUUAUCUUAAGAGAGAGGGUGAGGCAGCUAUCUGAAGCUGGGUUGACAGCAGAGUAUUUGCCCAGCAAUGAAUUGCUCUCCGUGGAACCUGCUCUUUUUGUUGGGAGUGAUGGUGGGGCUGCUUUUGUACCUGAUGAUUGCCAGUUGGAUGCUCUUCGUACUGUUUCAUAUAUCGAAAAGGUUAACAGAUCUUUUACACUGGAAGGUAGAUAUGCAGAGUUCUAUCAUGAGCCAGUUGCAGGUUUAGUAAGAUCUACUAGUAGCGGGGAGGUUGAAGCUGUUCGGACUUCCAAUAAUACCCUGUAUGGUAAGGCCAUUGUAGUUGCAGCCGGUUGUUGGAGCCAGUCUCUGAUGCAUGACCUGUUCAGAGGCUCAAAUGUUAAAUUGGACGUCCUUGUAAAGCCUCGGAAGGGUCACCUUCUUGUGCUUGAGAACUUUAAUUCCCUUCAUCUGAAUCAUGGCUUGAUGGAGGUUGGUUAUGUAGAUUAUGAAAAUGCAAUUUUAACUCCAGGGCUGAAUGAUCAGAGCCAAACCCUGUCUGUUUCAAUGACGGCCACAAUGGACACAAUGGGUAAUCUUAUUCUAGGGAGCAGCCGUCAGUUUGCUGGGUUCAGCACUGAGGUCGAAGAUUCCAUCAUUCUUCAUAUAUGGAAACGGGCUGGAGACUUCAUUCCCAAAUUAAAAGAACUUUCCCUCAAAAAUUUCAUUAAGAACAGAAACGUGAGAGUAGGGCUACGCCCUUACAUGCCUGAUGGGAAACCAGUGAUUGGACAUGUGCCUGGUUUGUCAAACAUGUUCCUUGCAACUGGGCAUGAAGGAGGAGGGCUCUCUAUGGCCUUAGGAACUGCAGAAAUGGUUGUUGAUAUGGUAAUGGGCAAUCCCACACAUGUUGAUAAUUCACCAUUUGCUGCUCAAGGUCGAUGUUGUUAGAACAAUGUUCCAAAGAACAUCAGAUAAAUAUUAAUGGACAGAUCUAGUUGAGCAAAUCUGAGGCUGCUGGUUAGAUUCAGAAAUCAGGAAGCCACACUGUCUCACUGUUUUACUUUUCAGGUUAAAAAUUGUAUUCAGCAUCUCUAUGCCUUACCGACAUUUUUCUCUUUCCUCUUUGCCCCGGGAGAAUGUCUGGAAUGAUGUGGAAUGAUGUGUCCUGAAAUUUUUUGCAAGUACGUAUACGUUAUGAA